AUGAAAUCAAUAUUGACAUACUUGAAUGAUAACUUUAUUCCACGGGAUCCCAACAAGUUUGAGGUUCAAGGCUCACUCGUGGACUCUGUUGAAGCGCAAAGGAAUUCUGAGGGCUUCGACGAUGUCAAAAAAUCAAAGUCAGGAGAAGGCAAAGUAGAAGUACAAUACGAGGUCAUAGAAACCUCAGAUUCAGAGACAGAGAAAAUUGGUACUCACAGAGUCCUCAAGAACAGACACAUUCAGUUAAUUGGUAUUGGAGGUACUAUUGGUACUGCUCUCUUUGUGUCUAUUGGUAGUGCUUUGAGUACGGGAGGUCCAUUGAGUCUUUUAAUGGGUUUUUCAUUCUGGUGUAUUCCAGUUCUUUUCGUAACAGUAUGUUGUGCAGAAAUGGUCUCUUACAUGCCUAUUUCGUCACCAUUUAUUAGAAUGGCAGGGCAAUAUGUGGACGACUCUUUAGAGAUUACAGCUGGCUGGAAUUUUUGGUUUCUUGAAUGUGCCUUGAUCCCUUUUGAGGUAACUGCAUUUAACACAAUAUUACAUUUCUGGACUGAUGGAUAUUCUCCUGCUAUUCCACUCGCAAUUCAGGUUGUUUUGUAUUUUUUUAUUAAUGUCAUUGCAGUACAGUGGUAUGGUGAGACUGAGUUCUUUAUGGCCAUAGGAAAAGUACUCUUGGCAGUUGGAUUGAUGUUUUUUACUUUCGUUACUAUGGUGGGUGGAAAUCCAAAACAUGAUGUUUAUGGUUUCAGAAACUGGAAAACUCCUGGACCUAUGGCUGAAUAUAUUCACACAGGAGACUUGGGCCGUUUUCAGGGACUUUUGGCUUGUAUAAUUACUGCAUGCUUUACAAUUGCCGGUCCUGAAUAUGUUUCUAUGACAGCUGGAGAAUGUGUUAACCCUCGUAAGAAUCUUCCGCGGGCAUACAAACAGGUAGCAUACAGAUUGACUUUUUUCUUCAUAGGUGGCUGUUUUUGCGUAGGAACCGUGUGUGCGUACAACGACCCUUUGUUACUUGCUGCAAUUACUGAGGGAAAGCCUGGGGCUGGCAGUAGUCCUUAUAUAAUUGCCAUGACAAAUUUAAACAUUAGGGUCUUGCCACAUAUCGUAAAUGUUUUGUUACUUACUUCGGCAUUCUCAGCAGGGAAUUCUUAUACCUAUUGCUCGUCUAGAGCUUUGUAUGGUAUGGCAUUAGAUCGUAAAGCACCGAAAAUAUUCUCCUAUUGUAGUAAAACGGGGGUACCCAUUUAUUGUGUCUUGAUUUCGAAUUGCUGGGCACUUCUUUCGUUUUUGCAGCUUGGAGAAAAUGCCAUGACAGUGUUGAAUUGGAUCGUAAACUUGGUAACUUCGUCCCAGUUAAUUAAUUUUUUCAUUAUUGCGAUAACCUAUAUUCAUUUUUUCCGGGCAUGUCAAACUCAAGGAGUUGAUCGAACGGAAUUUCCCUUCACAGGAAUGUUUCAGCCAUACCUUGCCUAUAUCUGUGGGUUUCUCGUUUUCGUAAUGGUAUGGAUUUGUGGAUAUACGGUGUUUAUUCCUGGCGGCUGGUCUGUUCAAUCAUUUUUAUUCAACUAUUUGAUGAUCUUCAUUGAUGUGACAAUAUUUGUCGUUUGGAAGUUGUGGAAAAGGACAAAAUAUAAAAGACCUUCAGAAGUUGAUUUACGUUUCGCGAUGAAAGAAAUUGAGGACUAUGAACAAUGGUACAAUGAAAAGUCCCAAGCCUAA
Messenger RNA from Priceomyces carsonii, 1716 nucleotides. RefSeq lists its product as uncharacterized. The record is from RefSeq and is a predicted model, not a curated record. Bases 1 to 1716 code for a protein of 571 amino acids. The transcript has a single exon. Gene Ontology annotation, biological process: amino acid transmembrane transport. Gene Ontology annotation, molecular function: amino acid transmembrane transporter activity. NCBI's taxonomy places the organism in Eukaryota, Fungi, Ascomycota, Pichiomycetes, Serinales, Debaryomycetaceae. Gene Ontology annotation, cellular component: membrane.